This is a messenger RNA of Plutella xylostella (diamondback moth), 6989 nucleotides long. RefSeq names its product cadherin 74A (gene Cad74A). Gene Ontology annotation, molecular function: calcium ion binding. Gene Ontology annotation, biological process: homophilic cell-cell adhesion. Gene Ontology annotation, cellular component: plasma membrane. The record is from RefSeq and is a predicted model, not a curated record. Lineage: Eukaryota; Metazoa; Arthropoda; Insecta; Lepidoptera; Plutellidae.
ACUUUUUGAUCUGAUUUGUCUUUAUUUCAGGCUAAAAAUUUAGAGCACUCUACGUAUAUCUCACCUUUUCACUCAAAUGACCUUAAUAUAAUGCCUCUAUUCUUUUCGCUCACCCUUUACGACAUGACCUACAGUUAUUCUUUCCUCUCUCUUGCUCACUACUGACCUUACAUUUUCUAUCUCGUCUCUCGCAUCUUAAGAAAAUACCCGUUACUUUUACCUGUGCAAAAAGGCUUUAUCUACAGUCGUUCAACGGCCGACUCGAGUCACAUAUCUUUGUCUCUUUUCAACCUACACAUUUACACCAAGCUAGUUGAGUAAGAAUGAUGCAAUACAAUCCACUGCCUUAUACCGGUACUACAAGAUUUUGACAGAACUUUAAACUUUACGGAGCAGGCAAGCAGAGACAGUGUUUAGAUGAAAAUGUGGUAUUUUGAAGUUAAAUAAGUGAAAACUAGUCGAUUUAAGAUCUACAAUGUGGGUAUUAUGAAGUGUUAGUGUUUUAAGUGCAUUGUGGUAUAAACUCUACAAGGAUUGUCAUUCCAUGGGAUAAAUAAAGAUGGCCGAGAUAAUAUUCCAGAAGCGCAAAGCGGCGACAGUGUUCAGCGAUCCGAACCCUCUGGUGAUACUCCUACUGCUGUCAAUAUGCCAGUAUUGCGCCAGCCAAGUGAUCAACCGAGCACCACACUUCAUACCGGCAGUGGGGGACAUGUCCCAGUUCUCCAUACUAGAGAACACUCCAGUGGGGACACCUGUUUAUCAACUUAAAGGAAUUGACCCGGAAAACGGUCAGCUGACGUACUCGAUAUCCGGGCAGUACUUCACGGUGGACCCCCAGACCGGCGUGGUGACGCUCGCCAAGACCCUCGACCGGGAGAAGCAGGCCACGCUCGAGAUCAUCAUCAGCAUCACUGACGAACCUGUGGCUGAGACUGAACCGAACACAAUAUCAUUACGCCGAGUUAUAGCUGUGAAAGAUAUCAACGACAAUCCACCGAUAUUCAUUAACCGACCUUAUAUCGUCAACAUUAGUGAAGCUACUCCAGUAGGCUCGGAUAUUGAGGUCUCUCCAACAAUUAUAGUAACUGAUAAAGAUGAAGGAGUGAAUGCGGAGAUCCAAGUAAAAUGCACCACAAACGAAAAAGGAAGCGAUGUAGAAGCAUGCUCCACAUUCAAAGUGAUGACUGACAAGAUAUCACCAGGCAUAUUCCAAGUGCGCUUAGUUCUUAAACGCGCCCUAGACUUCGAGAGUCGGACGGCGUACAUUGUCAGUUUGGAAGCGAAGGACAUAUCUGAUAACCCUCUGAGAGCCGUGGCCAGUGUAGCCGUGACCGUGUCUGAUGUACAAGACCAACCACCGGUGUUUGUCAAUGGACCAUACUCGGCUACUGUACCAGAAAAUACACCUGAGGGCACAGUUAUAAUGGACAUUCUAGCAAGAGACGGUGACACAGUGAAUCCCAGACCAGUUUUGUUGACUCUAGAGGGCGACACUGAAGACUACUUUGCGUUAGAGAGUGAUGAGAACGGAAAGCCUAUGCUGAUUACAACUGACAUCCCUAUCGACCGAGAAAGCGAUACGGUCAUGCAAAACGGUGGUGUAUAUACUUUUUUCAUAAAAGCGACAGAAUUAAUUAACCAUGAAAUUCCAUCAGAUUUUACUGUAAGUCAAGUUACAAUUAUAGUGACAGACGAAGAUGAUCAUAUACCAGAGUUCAACAAAGAAGUGUUUGAUGUGUCUAUACCUGAAAAUAUAGAAAAUGGUAGUCCUAUACCUAGUCUUUCUAUUUAUGUUCAAGACGAUGAUAUAGGUCAGAACAGUAAAUACGAUUUGCGACUGAAAGAUGUAUUUAAUUCAGAAGGAGUAUUUGAUAUCAGCACUGAUCACGGAGAAGGAAGAACGCCAAUAAGCAUUAAAGUAAAAGAUUCGUCAAGAUUAGAUUACGAUGUAGAUGAUGAAAAAAUGCGACUGUUUAGCUUUGAUAUUAUUGCAUCAGUCAAUGGAGAGGACUUAUCUUCGGCUAGAGUAAACAUUAAAUUACUGGAUGUCAACGAUAACGCACCUGUUUUUGAUAUGUCAAGUUAUAAGUUUAGUGUACACGAAAACGCUACCAUUGGAUCGAAAGUUGGAGAUAUCACAGCCAUGGAUAAAGAUUAUGGCAUAUUCGGAGAGAUAGAAUAUUCUUUAAAUGGUUUUGGUUUUAAUCUGUUUAGAACUGAUAAAUCUAAAGGUGGUAUAUACGUUGGACAUACAUUAGAUUAUGAAAAUCAAAAAAGCUUUAGUCUGACACUAUUUGCAAAAGACGGAGGUGGAAAAGUGUCAUCCACAAGUGUCUUAGUAGAUGUAUUGGACGUUAAUGAUAAUGCACCAGUUUUUGAGCUCGCUGAAUAUACACGGACCAUAAGGGAAGGUGCAAUGACUUUUGAACCGCAAUUAAUCAUUAGAGCAGCAGAUAUUGAUGGAAUAGAUCAGGGAGAUGGAAGAAUCAAAUAUUCUAUUGAAUCAGACAACAGUAUAGCUAAUCAUGGAAAUGUAUUCAGCAUUGAUGAAGAUACCGGGGAAUUAAAAGUUGUAAAUAAAGCUGAGUCAAUGGAUACACCCCGUGGGCAAUAUGAACUAGUUGUCAGAGCUACUGAUUAUGGACAUCCACCGCUCCAUAAUGAAACCAGAGUUUACAUAAGGGUGGGCGUCCCUGGCAAUCAGAGACCCACUUUCAAAGGAAACUUCCACAACUAUAAAUAUACCACACAUCAACGAGUACCCGACAGCACAGAAGAUUUUACUUUUGAAUUGAACCCAAUGAACUACAAGGCAAGCAUAAGAGAAGACGCUGGUCCUGGAGAAAAUGUAACACUGGUUAUAGCAAAUGAUCCUGACGGCUUAGAUGAUUUGCUAACAUACCACAUUGUAUCAGGAUCGAAGGACAACUUUAUCAUUAACGAAAAGACCGGAUUGGUAACAGUUUCCAAUGACGCAAACCUGGAUAGGGAUAUAAACUCUGAUAAAUAUGAAAUCAUAGUAUCAGCUGUAGAUAGUGGUGUACCAAUCCCUGAAACUGCAACAACGACAAUUUUUGUUACAAUAGUAGAUGUCAAUAACAAGCCACCUAAGUUUAACGUGUCUGAAUCAACAACUUAUAUAAGUGAAAAAUCAAAAAUCGGAAAUACAGUAACUAAAUUACAAGCUUAUGAUACCGAUAUAAAUUCAAAGUUGAAGUAUAGUAUAAUAGAGCCUAUCAAAGCAUUAUCAAAGGCCGGGGUACAACUUCAAUCUAAUUCCAAUUAUGAUUAUAAAUCUCUAUUUCGUAUAGAUGAAGAUACGGGUGAAAUUUUCGUUAAUGGAACAUUGGACUAUAGCCAAGCUUCUAUAGUAAUAUUAACAGUGAAGGUUGUGGACAUACAUGGAGAGGUAGAUAAGGAAAAUCAAUUCGCUGUUAUAGAGCACACAAUAUAUAUACAACCGUAUGCUGACAAAAAUCCACAGUUUACUAAUACCGGUUGGUCAAGUGCAAACCCUAUAAUUUAUCAAAAAGUUAGAGAAGAACAACCAAUUGGAAGCACGGUAUUAGUUUUAACUGCAGAAGACCCGAUAUCAGGACAUGUAAUUUCCAAUUUUAAAGUAAUAAACUCUGAAACAGGAUUAUUGCAAGUUGAUCCAUUAAGUGGGCAGGUUGUUUUAACAAAACAUUUAGACUAUGAAGAAUUGAAGAAUCCUAACUUGACUGUAACAGUCAAGGCUGCAAGCAAUGAUGGAAGUAAACAUAGUAUUGCCAAGAUAAUAGUAGAGGUAGUGAACAUCAACGACAAUCCUCCAAUGUUUGACAAAGAGCUAUACAAAGUAAGCGUAUUGGAAUCUAUAAAACAUCCAGAACAAAUAUUGGUAGUAAAAGCUACUGACGCAGAUGCCGUAUUAACAGAUGUUGAUAAUGAAAAGGGAUUUUCUGAUAUUCGCUACGCAAUAAGAGGAGAAAAUUCUGAAUUAUUUGUAAUCGAUAAUGUCACUGGAAUAAUUCAGAUAGCGCCCAAUAAAACUCUAGAUAGAGAAAGACAAUCCGUGAUGAGAUUAGAACUAAUCGCUAUGGACACUCCUAAAGGUGGUUCUGAUCGUUUAAAAUCAUCUUCAAUUAUCUUUAUUGAUGUCCUUGAUGUAGACGACAACACUCCUGCAUUCGACAAGACUGUGUAUACCGCUGUUGUACCUGAAAACGUGCCAAUAGGAAUAAGUGUUACUACAGUUACAGCUGUAGAUCCAGAUGAAGGAAUAGGUGGUGAAAUAUUGUACGAGUUUUUAGACGAAGGUGAAGCUAAUGGAUUCUUUACAAUCGACCAAACGACGGGUGAAAUAAGAACCAACCGAGACCUCACAGGUCGUGGUCGAAUAGAGCCAUACCGGCUGCUGGUCGGAGCUACUGAUGGUGGUGGUCACACCGGUGAUACAUCCCUACAACUGUACAUAGGAGACGUUAGUGCUAACGACGGGGUACCUAGGUUUAUAAGACCUGCGGCGGAGGAGGUUUUGCAAAUCAGCGAGAAUGCAACAAUCGGCUCUCCAGUAUUCCAGGCGGUGGCUAGUGACCCUGAUGACCCUACGCAACCUUCGGGGCAGCUCUAUUAUUCGAUACAACAAAAUAAUGCUGACUCUAAAGUUUUUGCUAUAGAUGCUCAAACUGGAAUCAUAACUACAAGACAACCACUAGACAGAGAAUACAAAUCUUCAUACACACUAGUAUUGGAAGUUUGGGACCGAGGACAACCUCCACAGCACAGCGCUAGAGUAGCAACUGUAAAUGUUACUGAUGUAGAUGAUCAUAAACCAAGAUUUAUCAGGAGUAUUGAUGACUCCCCUUACAUAAUGAACGUUAAAGAAGAAGUUCCAAUAGAUACGGUGGUUGGGACACUCGAAGCAAUUGACGAAGACGUUGGGGAAAACGCGGCUAUAGAUUAUGCCAUUAAAGCUGGGAAUGACAUGGGACUCUUCAAACUGGAGCGCACAGAUGACAACAAAGGUGUCAUUAAAGUUGCAGCAACAGUGGACAGAGAAAUGGUCGCUCGACAAGUGCUUACCGUGAAAUGCUACAAAUACGGAUCUAAACCUAAACUAUCUAAAUCUUAUAAUCGACUGGAUACUUCGGAGAUGCAAGUCCUUAUCAAAAUCAACGACGUCGACGAUCACUUACCAGAAUUUGAAAGUCCAAACAUAACUAUCGGGGUAAAACUGAAUGUUCCUAUAGACACUCUUAUAGGUAAAGUCAAAGCCACAGAUAGAGACCCAGAAGCACUACCUAUUAACUAUGAAAUCGUCAACAUAACAUUUGUAUCGCCAAUUCAAAAGGAAUACAAAAAUAUAAGUCAAGUUGUGGUUUUGAAUAACAUGACAGGUGAACUGAGGAUAAUGAAGAACUUGAUGCAGUAUGCCGAUGGAAUAUUUAGACUUGUAAUUAGAGCAAAUAACUCUGACGAUCCUGAUAGAUAUGGCGAUGUUUUAGUUGAGGUAGUGGUAGUUCGAGAAAGAGACCUCCUCAAACUCAUUUGGGACACCGGCGCAACCAACGUCCGCUCCAACCUGCCAGCGCUCAUGGGGAAGUUUGAUAAAGUUCUCACACCCUUGGGCCUAAAGUUGCAAAUCCAUGACGCUGCCCCAUUGGCCGCAUCGGACAGAACUUUGGACUUCACUAAAACUGGUGCCUGCUUCCAAUUCCGAAAGCUCGACUCAGGAGAAGCCCUAAACCCGAAAGCCAUGAAAGCGACCAUCCGUUCUCUCGGCACGGAAUUCCAGGAGAUUCUGGAAAGUUCUGGAGUCAGAAACGUGUCCAGUUGCGGCAUAUCUAGACAGAGGCAUUCAGCUGUUCAACACGCGUUGCUCGGAUUGGCAGCCAUACUGCCGCUGGCUGCGUUUAUAGCGGCGCUUGUGCUGUGCUGUAUGCAUUCUAGUGCGAAAAGGCGAGCGCGCCAAGCGCUAUUAAUCCACCGCGAGCCGCCACCGAUAGGGGUCGCGCCGAGCAACAUCUCAGCCCCGACCAGACUGUAUGCAGAGCCGCUGUACUCCACGUGACAUGCUCGGAAACUUCUAGAAUAAUGUACUGACUGGUUGAGAGAGUAUGGGUUUUAAAUUGUUUAGGUACUAGAAAAGUUUAAACGCAAGAGUAAAUUCAUCAGCGCCCAAAAGACUUCACGCAAAGCCGCUGUACCCUACGUGACAUGAUAGGAAACUUUUAGAAUAUUGUACCGAGUAACUAUUGAGAGAAGAUGGGUUUAAGUUGUUUACUAUAAAAGUUAAAAUGUAAAAGCAACACCGCGCCGGUUUUAUCGCGAAUGGAGAUGGUGUCUGCUUGGUUUAUGGAAUAGAACGCGCAGCCAAUUCGUAAUCAUGAUGUAUACUUAGGUACCUAAGUUCAAAAAAAUACUGUAGUACCUACUUGCUUUAGUAAAUUAUAAUUUCAAAUAAAUUAUGAUGAGUACCUAACUAUGAUUAUGUGGCAGAUACCUACUUGCCCACAUUAUAAUCUGAAAUUACCUAGAUAAGCAUAAGUUAUUUAUAAUAAUAAAAAAUCUUUUAGAUUCGUCGCGUAGUGUAUAAAAUAUGUACCUAGAUUUGCCAUCCGUCCAAUAUAUUUUAAUAGUAAAUUAAUAAUGUACAAAUAAAAACAAGCUUGAAAGAAAUAAAUAUUUAAGUUUAUUUCAAUUAUCUAUUUUGUAAUGCUAAGUCAUAUUUAAUAUAUUCUACGUAAUCUAAUUUAGGUUAUUUGUAAAUAGAUAAUUAUUAGAUAACAUUUUUGCUUUUACAAUAGUCUCCUUCAACAUAAACUAUCUUAUUCAAUAUUUCCAUGGUAUCACCACAUCACAAAUUAACUAAAUAAUAGUGACAUUAGGUAGGAGUUAGAGGUAGAAUAGUUUUAAGUUAUGACUACCAAUCCAAUGUACGUAAGUGAAAUGUAUUAGAUUCAUAAUUAUGUAAAUAUAAGAAGAGUAUUAAAUAUUUUAGAUAUUUA